GUUUAUAAUUGUUAUAAUUCCUUAAUAUAUUUUCUUUCAGAUUGUCUACUUAUUUUUAUAAACAAGAAAACUCUUGACGAAAAGUGAAGACUCACAACUUCAUAGUAACUAAUAUAUAUCGAUAUCAACGAAUCAGGAAACCGAAAACACCGUGUUUAACAACUUUAACCCUUUCACGCACCCUGCAACCUCAUAACAUGAUAAGCUGUUCACUGUCGUAACCGCUGUCCCUGAAAGGGUUCACCAUUCAGAUCUGAUUUUAUUGUUUUAUUUUUCAAUGCGUAUAUUUAUUUUUCUUCAGCAUAGGAGCAGCGCGAAUAGGCCGAAUGCAUGACCGUAGGCCUUUUCCAGGCAGGGAUAUCACAAAAUAUGUACGUCAACUUGCCGUCGAUGACCACAGGCAUAUAGCCUACUAUUUCAUUUUACCAAUAAAAUGAAUAAAAUUGUAUCUGUCUAUUCAAAACGGUUUAAUUAUUAUCAUUCGUUCCAAAUGUUUACGUGUGGGCGUCAAUUAUCCUGGUUUGAGAAGGUUCUAUCCAAAAAUAAUUUUCAAAAAACCAAAUUACUUAACAAAAAAAAAAAAGACCACCAGUCUUUAUGUUCUUAUUUCCAGAGAAAUUCCGUUUCACAAAAUAUCUUAUCUAAUUUUUUUUUAAGUGUCCCAAUGCAGAUGUGCCUGCAGAUGUUUAUCAGCAACGUGCCCACACAUGCUGCUGGGGAAGUUACCGUUACGUUCACACUGCACCGUCAAAGCUACUUUAUGGCUGUACAGUAUUGUACGCAAUAGUAGCAUUACUGUGGCGCGUUCAGAGCCUGUGCUGUCCCCCCCCCCCACCACCCUCCCCUCGUGCAGCGUUGGUAGUCAUUAAUGAUUAAACCGCAGUCAGCUCCAACACAAUACUGCGGCUUCCCGUUCCCACAAAGCAGAGAGGAAACGGAGCGUCCUGCCAUUGCAGGGAGAUUCAGGAGAGGGAAAGAUCGCGAAAGGGUGUGUGGGGGGGGGGGGGGGAAAGGAAAGUUAAAGAGAGUUCCUCCAUCUGUCUAUCCAUGUGAUCUUGCGCAUCAGCCAGGUUUAAACUUAUUAUCUGACCCGUGUUACUUCGCAGAGCCGCGAGAAGGCAUGAAGCAUACGCAGGAAUGGCGGGGGUGGGACACAGUGAAGUAAAAGUAAAAAUAGAGUCUUUGUUUCUAUUUGUCAGCCAUACUGUCUGCAGUAUGCCCAUUUAGACAAAUCGGGGCCUGUAAGGGAACAAAGAGAAGGAGACAGACUGAGACUGAGACUAGCCUAUUUCUUUCAGAACAUGCAGUGCACAUUCAUUUUGCAAAACGCCGAUGAAAUGCAGACUGGCUCGUCUGGCUUUCUUGUAUAGGAACAAUGAAAUCAUGAUAUAAUCCAUUCCAGAGACCCGUAAUGGCUGUAUUCUAAUCCCUGUGAAGACUCUGUGUAUUUAUUUCAGCGCAAAAUAUUACUUGAUGCUCACAAGAAGGAUUAGGACUGUUACUUUUAUUCUCGCCUGUGGUCUUCUUUGCAUUCCAUCGGUGUCACAAAUCAACACAAUAAUUCACAGGCGACAUAAAUCAAAUCAGGCAUGCUUCUUCAGCAACACUCUCGUGAUACGUUUCGCACGAGAGCCACACGCAACAACCUUUCUCCUCGUGGCAGUAAGAAACACAAGAAGCACUUCACCCGAUUCAUAGAGGUCUGUUAAUCCCUUGUUCACUUACAAUGCAAAGUUAAAGGCACCCAUAUACAUUUUCAUGGCCAUGCAUACUGCAAAACCUCUCACAGAUUAAAUCGAGAAUCGCAGCAUUAUAAUUUUGUAUACCAUCACCGACACGCGAGCACAUCGGGUCACACGCGAGCGGCGGCGUGACAUAUUUUCGCUGGAAUCACUUUAAUGUGCUAUGUAUUAUUUGCAAAGCGCAAGGAAUAUGUUUUAUUACUUCCAUUUAGUACCCCCCACCCUCCAUCACACCACACACGCACACACACACACACCCCUCGGGGCUUCAGUUCGCUUGCGCUGCGCAUAAGUGCGUUUGUUAAGAGGCCCAACAGACGGGAGACACAGGGAGAAAGAGAAUCAAUUUAACGCGCGAAAGACUCCGAGUCUGAUUGCGCAAUGUCACCGGGAACCAGAUGACGACUGUAAAAGUAGAUUGGAAGAGAAUUAGCAAGAGAGGAAGGCAGAUUGGAAAGUGGAAAUGGGAAAAGAGGCGACGCACGCGGGCGCGAACACGCACACACACACAAGCACACACGCACACGCCGUCCUCUCCUCCGCCUGGUCGGGGCGACGCAGGCACCGAACCUUCCUAUUGGUCAGGGUGUGGUCAGCUGGUGCCCGCUUGCCUCCACCUCCCAUAUACCCCUCCGCUUGACACGCGCGCGCACGCACGAGAACGCGCGCACGCAUGCUGAUGCCCCCCUCGCCCUCUCUCUUUCUGCGUGUUCUCCACACCACCCAGACUCCCCGUGUCCCCUCUAACCCUCAUCAACCUCACCCCUCCUCCCAAUCUGCGAUAAACUGAGUGAUAGCAGCAGCCCGUCGAACUGUCGGCUAUAAAACACAACAAAUCAUAAAGUGCAGGCUGGGGAAGCAGAUGAAGGAGGACUGGAGGGAGAAGCGUUAGCUGCUAGCCGAUAGCCCCUUUUCUACUCCUCCUUCUUUUCAUACCGCGUGCGCGUUGUUGUUGUUUCGCGCCCUCCCGUCCUGCCCUCCGCUCAUCGCCUCCGUUCUUAUCCACUUUCCUUGCCGACUGUCCUCAUGAGUUCCUAUUUUGUCAACUCUUCUUUCCCCGUUGCGUUAUCGGGAACGGGCGGAGGCGGGCAGACGGCCGAGUCGUUCUUAGGUCAAAUCCCUCUCUAUUCCUCCGGAUACGCCACUGACCACCCGCUCAGACAUUACUCUGGAGCUGCGGCCGUCACGGCCGCCGCGGCGGCGGCGUACAACGCGAGCGGAGGUGGCGUGCAGGACAAGCCCUACCCGGCUUCUACCUAUUACCAACAGGCGACCAACGGAGGGUAUGGGGGGCAUCGGACGGCGGCGGGGGUCGGUGUCGGCGCCUCAACCGGCUCAAGCGCGUGUGACUAUGCCACAGCCGCGGCGGCGGCUGCGGCGGCGGCGGCCGCCACAAGUUUCUACCGGGACAAGGAAUUCGCUUGCAGCCUGGACGAACAUCCCCUCGCGCUUAGCCACGACGUCGUGCACCGCAAGACGGACUGCGGGAGUUUGAGUGGCAAGGGGGUCUUCGGUGACACCGUGAAUGACAAGCAAACGGGGUCAGCCCACAUUUAUCCGUGGAUGCAGCGAAUGAACGCCUGCAAUGGGGCGUUUGGCAGUCCCGGCAGGCGUGGGAGGCAGACGUACACCCGCUACCAGACACUCGAACUGGAAAAGGAGUUCCACUUCAACCGCUACCUCACGCGCAGGCGGCGGAUCGAGAUCGCGCACGCGCUUUGCCUGACAGAGCGCCAAAUUAAAAUCUGGUUCCAGAACCGGAGGAUGAAGUGGAAGAAGGAGAACAAACUGAUCAACUCUUCAUCUUCCGCUUCAUCCACAGUGAACGGGGUCGAUGAAGAGGAAAAACGGACGGAGUAACACAAUGAAAGAACGAAGUAGACUAUCAUAAACGGGGAAGAAGAAAAGACAUUCUGAGGAAUCCAUUGUCAUCUUCUUUCAUUCCUUCCAACGCUAUCGGUCUGAAUUUAAAACUCUGGGAAAGGCAACCUGCGUUUGAUCGCAUUGUAUUGUUUUACUCGAGAAGAAACAAAGAGGAGCCAUUCAACUCCCUUAAUAGACCCCGUUUGUAUCUGUGUGGUCUAAAAAGAGAAACGGGGGGACGGGGCCUGAGAUGGUAAUACUGCGGAUGCCGAUGGGCGAAAUGGUGCAUUUUGCUUUGUGCGCUUAAUGGUUUAAAACCAAUUAGUAAAUAAGUAAGCCGUUUGGGCGAAAAUGUGCUGUUUAACAACACAUUUCACGUUACAUUCCCAAUAGUGAUGAGUUAUCUCUUUUCCCUCUGCUAGGCACUUGAAUGUAAAUCACUGAAUUCUGUUGACUUUUUUCCGUCUAAUUUAAAAGAACGUGUGUUAAACUUUGAGUCGGACCCGUACACACAAAAAAGGAGACGAGACACCAAAUCUAAAACCGUGUGUUUAGUUGGCAUUCAUUUAAUAUCUACUGUAGGGUGUAAAAAAGCAGGGUCAAAUCCCAAUAUAAAAUGAGCAUGAGCAUCAUUUUGUAAAAGGGGAUUAAGGUAACACUUGACCGUUUUACUUUCUCAAGAUGCUGUGGUGGUGCGGGGUGGGGGGGAUAACAUAUUCAUGUCAUUCCUUAAACUACCUAAAAUAUUCAGGAAUGUGUACAUUUAGAAGUUGUAUAUUUUAUGGGAUUUUUGCAUUGUUUGGUUAUUAUGUCCGUGUUUGUCAAGUACUUAACAAUACUACCUAUAUGUCCAAUAAAGUGAAAGGCAAUGUAA
Messenger RNA from Hippocampus comes (tiger tail seahorse), 4479 nucleotides. RefSeq names its product homeobox protein Hox-B6a-like. The record is from RefSeq and is a predicted model, not a curated record. Gene Ontology annotation, molecular function: RNA polymerase II cis-regulatory region sequence-specific DNA binding; DNA-binding transcription factor activity, RNA polymerase II-specific. NCBI's taxonomy places the organism in Eukaryota, Metazoa, Chordata, Actinopteri, Syngnathiformes, Syngnathidae. Bases 2769 to 3602 code for a protein of 277 amino acids. The transcript has 2 exons. Gene Ontology annotation, cellular component: nucleus. Gene Ontology annotation, biological process: regulation of transcription by RNA polymerase II; anterior/posterior pattern specification.